Coniophora puteana RWD-64-598 SS2 is the source of this 189-nucleotide messenger RNA. RefSeq lists its product as uncharacterized. The transcript has a single exon. The record is from RefSeq and is a predicted model, not a curated record. Bases 1 to 189 code for a protein of 62 amino acids. Lineage: Eukaryota; Fungi; Basidiomycota; Agaricomycetes; Boletales; Coniophoraceae.
AUGGCCAGUGGCCAGUCUACGGGCCUCGGCAUCCUCCACUCCUCCACUCCUCCAUUGUUCUCUUGCAUUCCUACCGACACGCGUAGUUCAAAGAGCGGUCUCAUGACAGCUUUUGAUAGGAUCCCCAACGUUUUGCGCCUUCUCUGUCAACCUGAAACGCCAUAUCAGCCCAUGUUCAUCCGCUUAUAA